This is a messenger RNA of Symbiodinium necroappetens, 825 nucleotides long. Lineage: Eukaryota; Dinophyceae; Suessiales; Symbiodiniaceae. The record is from the annotation of a GenBank genome assembly.
GAUAUCAAAGACGAGGAGGAAUUCGAGGACUACAAUGAUGCAGACGGAAACAUUCCCUUCUCUCCUUCGGUGAAAAGCACAGCGACGACUCCCAGCCGCAGUGGCCGCCGCGCCGAGCGCCGCGCACGGCGUCGGCGUGAGGCGCAGAAGGCUGCGCAGCAGCAAGUGAACUCGAGGGGACCCACUGCCGUCACCUUCGCGGAGCUUGGCGUGGAAUGUAGCCAGAGCCCGACGCAGACCUACACAGGCCCCGGCACGGUGCCCUCUCCAGGGGCGGAUGGUAAUUGGCCAGGUAUCAUGAGCACAGCACCCGCGGACCAGCCCAAGCAGGGCCUUUUCCUGCCACCAGGAGCCUUGGGGUAUCCUGGCUGCCCGUCUCCGACAUCAAAGCCUUCCUGCGACGCGUCUGCGAGGGGUUACCCAUACGCCUCGCCUAACGCCGCCGUGGCCUCGCCUGACGUCUCGGCAAAGCGCCUGUUGCUUGCGACUUCGCCAAAGGCACCAUUCGGAGGCGAUGCAUCCUCGCGGACACCAUGUCGCUCGCCGCCGAGCUGGACAGCAGAUGUUCCGUCUCCGUGCAGGUCCCGUAUGAGCAUGCGCAGUUUCGUCAACGCCCAAUCUCCCAGCAGUGGAGGAGGCCUGGUGACCUCACCCUCGGUGAACCCGGGACGGCGAGGUGGCAAUAAAGAGCCAUGCCUGAGCCCGGCGAGUCCGGAGGUGACCACCCUGCGCCAGCUUUUGGGAUCACAAGCCGAGCUGGAGGGAACACGAGAAGAACUGGCUGCUCGUCUGCAGGCGGCGGCUCCAGAGAGCUAUGAAGACUGA